Molecule: messenger RNA, 2280 nt
Organism: Babjeviella inositovora NRRL Y-12698
Lineage: Eukaryota; Fungi; Ascomycota; Pichiomycetes; Serinales
Gene: WAL1
Product: actin-binding protein
Exons: 1
Coding region: 13-1944 (643 amino acids)
Molecular function (GO): actin binding
Source: RefSeq, a predicted model, not a curated record
CACGUUUCCCCAAUGACCAUUAUCAGCGCCCAGGAUAAGGACAAAAUCAAGCGCGUGACGCCCAAAGCGACAAACAAAAUCAUCGACGCGACGGUCGCGCGACUUUAUAUUGCGUAUCCCGGCGACGAGUGGCAGUUCACAGGUCUCUCUGGCGCCAUUGUGCUCAUGGACGAUCUCGUGGGGAACACGUUUUUCCUCAAAAUGGUAGACAUCAUCGGCAGCCGUGGGGUCAUGUGGGACCAGGAGCUUUACGUCAACUUCGCGUACAACCAGGACCGUGCGUUUUUCCACACGUUUGAACUCGAGGAGUGUUUCGCAGGGCUCUUGUUCGAAGACUCCAGCGACGCGGCGCACUUCUAUAAACGUGUCACGAACCGCGAAAAGUACGGGAGCAAAAAGACGGUUGGGAAUAAGAACGCAAUUGCAUUGAAAAAAAGCGUUGUUGCGGAGAAAGUCGUCGGACCGCGCGGCGAGUAUCAUGACACGAGCUCCGCGCAGCGUGUGCGGCGCGUGCGCGGUGUGCUCUACUACAACGACAAACCACCCGAGGAGUGGCGUGCGUUGUACGAGGAGCUUGCGGCUGCGGGCAUUUCUGAGGAUAUGAUUGCCGACAACCGUGAAUUUAUCAAAGAAUACAUCAACUCCAAGGGUGGCCCCUUGGUAGGGUUGGAGCCACCCAUUCCGCGGAAAUUCCAAGUCAAGCACGAGCGGAUCAGUCUGAAAGCCAGUCACGCCGCUAGUCAGGAUGAUAGUCUGGUGGCUAAGACGAAAAAGGCACCGCCUCCACCCCCACCUCCACCUGGUGCUUCCGCUUCCCCAGUUGCUGCCGCGUCCCCAGUUGCCUCCGCAUCCCCAACCGUUUCCGCGCCGUCCACGCCGGUGCUUCCAUCGUCAUCUCCAUCAGCUCCCGAAAGCGAGGAUGCUGCUACUCCUGAACAAGUUCAUGUCAAGCCGACGUUCCGUGCUCCCCCUCCGAUGAAUUUCCAAAAACCCCUUCCUCCCCAGCCGCAGGCGAAUGCGAAUACCUAUCCACCCGCUUCGAAUUUCCACCAGGCUCCGUCUGCACCUGUCAGAGCCGGUUUGCCGCCACCUCCACCGGCUAGAGGUGGGCCUCCACCUCCACCGCCACCGAUGCGUACCUCUACUGGUCCAAGUUUACCUCCUAGAGGUGUUCCGCUUCUGGGACCGCCCCAGUUUGCCAACCCGCCUGUCAGAGGAGGUCCUCCACCUCCACCGCCGAGAGCGAGAGGUCAGGCGCCCCCUCCACCGCCAUCUAGAAGUACUAGGCCUCUUCCAGGUGCCCCUCAGGUCCAACCUCAAGCCCAGCAGUUUCAGCAAAUACCUCCACAAUCCCAGAUUCCUCAGCAAGUUCAACAGGCGUAUGUUCCGCCACCACCGCCGCAAAGAACUGUUCCGGCAGCUGCUCCGAUCCAGCAUCCGCCACCUCAAAUUCCCCCAUCGAACGCUAAUCCACCGUUAAUGAGUACUGGGGCUCCUCCUCCGCCACCAUUAAUGAAUUCUGGGGCUCCUCCUCCUCCGCCGCCGCCAAUGAAUACUGGGGUCCCACCACCUCCUCCUAUGGGUGGGAUUCCACCGCCACCUCCUAUGGGUGGGAUUCCACCGCCACCUCCUAUGGGAGGCAUGCCGACUGCGGCUCAGACUCAGGCCGCUGCUCCGCCUUUACCUCAGGUGGAUGGUGACCGCAAUGCACUUCUCGCGUCAAUCAGAGGGUCCGGUUUGAGCGGCUUGCGGAAGAUCGACAAGUCUCAGCUUGACAAACCGAGUAUUUUACUCCAGGAGGCCAAGGGCGAAACGCCAACGAUCGCGGCAAGCGCUCCAUCCGGCGGACCGCCAAACUUGGCCGAUGCGCUUUCCCUUGCCUUGAACAAGCGCAAGGAGAAGUUGGGUCAUAGCGACGACGAAGACGAUGGUGAUGAUUGGUAAGAGUUUUGUAGAUGACAGGAGCGUUUGUGAGUCGUAGUUUCAACGGAAAUGAGUGUAUUACAAAAAGUCUAUUCUACACUACAUUUAUUAUUUAACGAAUUUACAUGCAUUUGACUGUGGUGGGUCUGGUCUAGAUUGUAGAUUAUGCUGAAUCUUGGUUCUGGUCGAAAUCUGCGAUGCAGCAGCCUUCGGAUCUCUGUUUUUUGGCCUGGAAACUCAGCCCAAGGCAGAUCCCCUACUCCCAAUCCAACAUGAUCUUUGACUUUUCCAAUUGAAGUAAAUGGUGGGGCAUUUUUGCAUUGCACCCGAAGUUAUAUUGGUUACCGGGCAACAUGA